Molecule: messenger RNA, 2661 nt
Organism: Lathyrus oleraceus (garden pea)
Lineage: Eukaryota; Viridiplantae; Streptophyta; Magnoliopsida; Fabales; Fabaceae
Exons: 16
Coding region: 466-2505 (679 amino acids)
Biological process (GO): proteolysis
Molecular function (GO): cysteine-type peptidase activity
Source: RefSeq, a predicted model, not a curated record
CUCAAUCAAACUGCCCAAAAGUGUCUCUUCCUCUCUCUCUUUUCAUUUUGUUUUGUUUGUUCUGUUAACACAGAUCACCGUGAUUCAAAAAGUUUCAUCUUCUUUUCGUUUCAAACUACUCAACUACACUUGUCUGCAUCAAAUUAAUUUUCAUGGUUUCUUUAACAAAAUAGUUUUGGAUUAUGGUGAUGAAAUGGGAUCUGUGAAGAGAAAAAUAGUUUUGGGUGAAGCUAAGCAGGGAGGUGGUUGUCUUAUUCUUUUCUUCCUUUUGCAGCCACCCGAAACAACCCUUGUUCCAUUCAAACCGCCGCUUUACCGGAAGGUUUGAUGCAACUACUGUAAUUUUCUUGAUUAAUAAGAAAGAAAAAGCUAUGAUUUUUCGAAGCUUGUUGUUUGUCGCGGGAACAAACACACUAGCACAUAGCUUUUUCGGGACUCGUCUACCGGUUGUUAUUGGCGCAUCACAUGUAUAUGUGCCGACCACCUUCUUGUCAGUGGUUCUGGCGGGUAGAUACCAUGACAUUGUGGAUCCCACCGAGGAAUGAAGUUCCAAUUACUUGUGAUAAUUGGAGAAAUAAACAAUUGAACGAAGCUAAAGACAAAAUAUGGAGUGAAAUAAAGAGGUGUUUCGACAUCGAAGAAAACAGAAGAGAUCAUUGUCUCAAAUUGGCCGGAAAGUUACUAAGAGGGUUUAGAACCUUUUUAUCAACCACCUUUCUUAGGGAUACGGAAGGUACUUUUGUUGAUGCAGAGCUUCCAUCUAAAUAUGCAAGUUUGAUUUCACCUAAAGAAUGGGAAACGUUUAAAUCCAAACGAAAAACCCAAGAAUUUAAGAGUGUAAGUGAAACAAACCGGCAAAGAGCAUCAAGUCCGGCGUAUCCCUAUAGAAAAGGGCGUGUUGGAUAUGGACGCUUAGAGCAGUCUAUAUUAACAAAGGAGAAUAGUUCUGAAACAUCUCUUCCGGCACAUGUUUUGUGGAAGGAAGCCCGUGUCGGUAAGGAUGGAAAGAUUAAAGAAGACGUUCAACAAAUAUUUGAGAAAUGUGAGACUCUAUCUCAAUCUAUAGUUCCAUAUGAAGACACUGAUUGCAGGAGCAUACUGAGUCGAGCAUUAGAUGUUCCCGAGUAUUCUGGUCGGGUGAGGGGCAAGGGAUUUGGGAUCACUCAAAAAUCCUUGAAUAUUAAAAAACAAAAGACUCCUAGCAAUAAAGAACUGCAGCAAACUUUGGAAGCAUUAAAAGCUGAAGUUCUUGAAUUAAGAAAGGAAAGAGAAAGAGAUCGAGCAGCGGGUUUUAAAGAUACUAGUGACAAAGAUAGUAUCAAUUGUAAUUUUCAACCGACUAUUCCAGAGGGCAUUUCACCUUGUCACCUCUACUUAGCGAGACCGACUUAUCGGAUGGUUGGCAAGGGGAAAGUUCAUAACAAUUUGGGUGAAUUACUUCACACUAAACCGCUCCCUACUGGAUCUUUGAAAGUCUCGGUUGAUAUUGCUUUGGAGAAGGAUGCGUUAUUACCACAUCCUGACGAUGUUUCGGAUGCAACUUUAUUGGGAGAUGCCAUAGGUUCAUUUGUUGCAUGGCCGACAGACCUCAUUAUCGUAGGAUAUGAGACUCCCACAAAAUCCAAAGCAAAAGAUAAGGGGAUUGCGCGGGAAAUCGAGUCAGUUGCAUCGCAAAAAGAGAUUCCUGUUGCUAAGAAGACCGAAAUUUCCAAGAGGACCGGGGCUAAAAAGAAAAAUCCUUCCAAGUAUAGAGCGUGCCUCCAUACAUAUUUAGAAACGACAGAUAUUUCGGAUGGAUGUGUUCGUUUAAUACCUAUGGAUGGAGCUAUUUUUGGUUUUGAGUAUGCCGAGCCAUUGGGUAAAGAGGAUUUUGAUCAAAUUUUGUAUCAUACGCAAUUAAGCGUUGGUGUUAUCAACACAUACAUGAGGUAUUUAUAUGACAAAUUGAUGGGUCCGCGUGGGUUGGAGCAAAGAUUCUCAUUCUUAAAUCCCAUGAAAACGAACUUAACCGAAAUGAUAAGAAAACCAGAUGAAGUCAGGACGUAUGUAGUCGAGCGCUUUAUGGCCGACACAGAUAGAGGAAAGUUGUUCUUUUUACCGUUUAAUACCGGCGACGGUGGACAUUGGUUGUUGGUCGCGAUAAAUCCUUUUAAAGAAAUUGUGUAUUAUUUGGAUUCUUUACACAAUGAUUGGACAACAUACCCUGCUAUGAAGACGAUAGUUGACACCAUUAUACAAACUGUUCGAGCACAAAGAAAAAUUCAAGUACCAAAGAGAAAAGCCAAUAACAUUACAUGGAAUAGAGUGGAGUGUCCUCGACAGCGUAAUAAUAUAGAUUGUGGAUAUUACACGUUGAGGUUUAUGAAAGAAACUCUUCUUAUGGAUCGAACAGAUAUUCCAUCUGAUUACUUUGAUGAAUAUAGAUGUGCUUAUUACUCAAAAGAUCAGUUGGAUGAAAUUAAAGAGGAAUUGUGUCAAUUCAUUAUCGAGCUACAGGUUUUGUGAGGUUAUAUAGCAUAUUUAGAAGAUAGAACUAGAAUGUGUUGAAAUACAUUUUGAUUAGCAUUUUUGGAGGUUAUUAGAAAUGUGUAGAUUUUUUGUAAAGGCAAACAUUUUCAAGUAUAUAUAUAAAUACUCAAAAAACUGCUGAAAUUAGAAGUA